GAGCUUUCAUCCUCAUCAGCAUUAUGUGAACGAGAGAAUGCAUGCGCAAUAAACCCGGAGUAGACGUGGGAGGCGGGGGGAAUUGGGCCAGGCUAUGCUGUCAGCGAAAGGAUCCAUUGCGCCUUAAUAGUAGCUGUGUUAUCCAUCCUAUGUAGAGAUAACAUGCUAUUUCUUUUUAAGGCGUAGCCUACCCCGCGGUCUUGCAAGUUUGGUUGUAAAAGUAGCUUAGUGUAUUUAUUUUCUAUAUUUAACGCACUGGAACAGAUUUUACAUCGACAGGGUUGAAGAAUGCUACCCUCUUCAUCAUCAGGGCUGGUGCAAGGAUGUGGGGAGGAAGCGAGGGAUACUCAGAACGUGCAGUGCAAGAGAUUGACUGAGGAGAGAGACGAAGCUGAAAGACAACUGAAACACAUCAAAAGAGUUUCCCAGAUGGUGAUCGAGGAGGUGAGCGUACUGCAGACGCAGCUGGAAAUAGAAAAGUCUUGCAGAGAAAAUGCAGAGGCUCUGGCCACAAAGUUGAACAGUGAGAACAGGAAGCUGAAGUACCUGAGUCUGUCGUCCCGACCGUGUCUGGAUGACCUUCUGCCAAGCAUCACGGACUGCAUCCCUCUGGAGGAGGAGCCGGACGCCCAGGACACCAGCCCUGACCCCUACAGCCAAUACCAACAGCAGGUCAAAGAGCUGCAGGAGACAGUGAGUGGUCUGCUGGAGGAGAAGAAACAGUUCGCCUGUCAGUUCCAGGAGCAGCGGAGACAGAUUGAGGAGCUAACUGUCCUGGCGGAGAAGGAGCAGGCUGAAAUCAAGGAGCUUCACAAAACCAUCGAUCAGCAGAACAAGACCAUAAAGCGUUUCAACCGAGUGUCUGUGAUGGCCACCACUGAGUUUGAGGGGAUGAAGGAGCAGCUGGAGUUGCAGCAGGACCUGAGGGAGAAGGCAGAGACCUAUGCACAUGAGAUGUUGGUGAAGCAGAAGGAGGCCAACAGACAGAGCAUGAUCCUCCUGCAGAACGCAGAGCCCAGCCUUCAGCUCCUCAAGGCUCUGGAGGAUCUGGCUGAUGUUACCAAGACACUGGAGCAGGAGAGGCUGCAGCAUCAGCAGAAGGAGAAGGCUCUGGAGGCCCAGCUGCGGGAGUGUGCUCUGGGAAAACAGAUAGCAGAGCUGCAGAGCCAGCUGGAACUGUUGGAUGAGGAGAAGAGGGAGGCCGAGGCCAGACUGCAGGAAAUGGAGAAGAAGAACGGCAGCCUAGAGGUCAAGGUUCAAGAGUUACUGCAGGUCCAGAAGAGCGCCAAGCCCCCGCCAGGCCCUGAACCGGCGGUCGCUCCUCCCCCCGCCCCUGUACCGCAGCCUCCUCCGCCACCUCCCCCACCACCUCCGCCGCCUCCGCCCCCUCCCCCAUCACGAUGCAACCCCCUCAGUUCGCUGAUUGCAAUCAUGAGGAAAUCAUCCAAGGGUUCAAAGGGGGGACCCCCGAAGUUGGAACAAGCUCCUGAAGGAGGUGCAGAAGGAGGUGCAGAUGAUGUCAAAGUGAAGGCAGUGAAUGAGAUGAUGGAGAGGAUCAAACACGGGGUGGUUCUCAGGCCUGUCAAGGGAGGAGACACUAAGCGAGUGGCCGUAAAACAACCUGUAGUAACUGAAGAAAAACCUCCUCAGGAGAGUGCGAUGGAGGAACUUAAAGGCAUUCUGGAGACAGUGAAGAAGAGUCCCAGUCGGGGGUCUCAGGAGUCGGCACCGUCCCCCCCAGGGAAGAGCCCUGUCAGCAGUGAGCUGGAGGUGAUCCUCAGGAGGAGGCGCCAACAGGCCUGCGACCCUGGAGAAGGAGAUGAGAGAAGGGACGGCCAAAUGAGCAAAGUCUCCUCCUCCGACAGCCUGAACGGGAGACACAGUCAGGGCAGCCAUAGCUCGGACAGCUCAGGCAAGGAGCCAGAUGGGCCGACCGGGCUCGUUAGAGAUCCAGCCUCCCCAAGCGGAAGGGGCCCUGGCCCGGCCGUCGCAGCCAGGCGUAGAUCUGACUCUGGCCAGGACCCAAAAACAGAGUCCUGGCAGAACAGGAGGUCCCGUACUUCUUUGUCCGAGAAAGAGGCCUAUUUUGAGGCUCCGGUCACCAAUGGAUGCUUGAUCAGUGCAGAGGAGCCAGAGAGGCAGGACCCUGAGAAAUGUGCCCCACAGUCCAAUGGGAUCGGUCACGCCUUCCCAAGCCUGGGCCUGGAGUCGGACAUGCACACCACUCUCUCACCGAGGCUUUCCGCGGGGCCCAACCCACUCAACGGGAAUGAGAACGUGGACGCCGAGUGUUGAAGGUGGACCCUGGCUGGGAGGAAGGCAGGCUGAGGGACGCUGCACAAUUUGCACAGAAAUUGAUUUAUUUUCAUCUGUUACAGACACUUAAUAAUAAAAAGCUUUAGGUCAUUUUAUUUUAUACACAAACGAUCCCUCAGUAUGUGUGUCUUUGUGUAUUCGUCUUGAAGGAAUGCACUGUUUUAGCCUCCUUAUUUUUUUUCUAUUCUUUGUCACCUUAUGAUAGUGGGCAAGAAUUUGAAUUUAUUGGUAGUUUUAAUAGAACAAACUCCUGUUUUGCUAGUUCUGCUUACUUCCUAAUACUUCCUGAAUCUUAAGACACUAGCCUAGCGUAACCUUUAAUAAAGUCACAGCUUACUUCAUGCAGUAGAAGCAUUAAGCAUCAAUAAAGAUCAAUGGUUGUGAUCUAAGUCAUCUUAACCAAAUAGAAUACAGCUAUUCCACAUUUAAAAGGCACUUUAGCUAUUUCCAACUGGAACUCUGUGUUUCAGUUUGAGGAUUAUCCAUCUUGAAUGUGUAAUCAAUGCAACUACUGCAUAGGGAUGCAAAUGAAAGCCAUGCACGUUUCAAUCAAAAUAGCCUACCAUCCUUGAGAAAUGAGGUGCUUGUGUACUCAGUCUACCUCGUAUUAGACACACUUGCCUCUUGACUAUCCUAAAUUGUAUUUAAAGGGAAAAACAUCAUAUAUUGACAUCUUGCAAUGGCACAACAUUUGUACGUCUUCCACCUACGGCAUUCCCCAAGCUGUAGCUGAUGCUUUGUUCGUAUAUGCUGGGAUGCUCAUUGUUACCUUGCCUCUCUAACCUGAUUUUAUUCUGUGCAUUCCUGAAUUUUGCUUUCCAGGUAUUUAAUGGGCUAUAAUAACUGGAUUAAUGAGUAUGCAAACUUGAUACAGCAACUUCAUCUUAGAAAAAAUGUAUGACAUUUUCUUUCACAACCAUCAAAACCUUUUCAAAUGUUUAUUUAAAAAAUAGAAAACUGCAACUAGAACAUAUAGGGCGGGUUUUGAUGACCAAGUUUAGGCCUAGUCCCUUGGAGCUUGAUUUUUUUGUUCUUGGCUAGGCUUAAUCUGUGUCCACCAAAUGAGCCCAUACUCUAUUGUAAGUACAUUCUAUGAAGCCUUCUUUCACCAACACUUAAAGGAAAUCGUGUUUUCCAGAUGCAAUGAUUUACCAUGCCUAAAUCUUAACCCUAUCACAAAUUUCUUAACUUCAUUUUUAUGUAUCAGGCAAGCAGUUCAUCAGAAAGGAAAUAAUAUGCCUGUUCUUUUGUGAAUCUUGAUAUUGUGUGUGUUGGAUCUGAAAGUGGAGUGUGAUGUUAUUAUUAUUUUUUUUACAUUGACAUUGAUGUUCAUUCAGCAUCAAUUGGAUGCAAUAAAAUUAAACUUUCAAACGGC
Molecule: messenger RNA, 3691 nt
Organism: Esox lucius (northern pike)
Lineage: Eukaryota; Metazoa; Chordata; Actinopteri; Esociformes; Esocidae
Gene: shtn3
Product: shootin 3
Exons: 17
Coding region: 289-2295 (668 amino acids)
Source: RefSeq, a predicted model, not a curated record